AUGUACCGAGCGCUCUCGCCCGUAUUCGACGUCCCCGAGCUGCCGACCCUCAGGCGGGUGAAGCCGCUCCCGAAGCGUCGACGCACAUCGGAGCCAUCGCAGAAUGACGGCGCCAGGCGGCCCAUGCCCGCCCUGCCGUCCAGCAUGCUCGACGCCACGCCCGAGGAGCUGGUCGUGCACGCAGACGCCCUCAGCGCCCAGAUGGCGCUCCAGUCCUACUACAUGCCCGUCCUCGGUGGCGUCCAGGAGCUGUUCGCCAAGGACCCCAUCGCGCCCUCGAGCACGCUGAUCGACCUCGGCGGAGGCACAUUCGGGAUGGGCGACUUCCGCGGUGGCCAGGACGAGGACGAGCUCGGCGACGGCGACUAUAUGGAGCACCUACAGCAGCCAGGGAACACGAAGAAGAGGAAGGUGCCCGCGAAUAUGUCCGGCGGGAUGCACGGGCGGGACUCUGGCGGCAACUCGGGCGCGGAGGACGAGCCCAGUGAGCGGGGCGUGCCCACGGGUGGCCGCAGCGACCGCGAGUACGACGCCACAGGCGACAGGCACGGUGCGCUGGCGUCCAGUGCGCUGGCGCAUAGAAAAGGAAGACUGCCGAAGGCGACGCUCGCGGCGCUGCAACAUAAAGAGUUGCUGAAGAUGCGGAAGCGACAGCUGCAAGCCGUUAUUGGCCAGUUGGCACAACAGGGAGAUACCCUCGCGCUCGAUCAGGCGCUCUCCGCCAACUAUCCGUUCGCCCGCCUGAGCCUCAGUGACAGGCCUCCGCCACCCCUCAGGGUACGCCUCUCGCGGCGUCGUGGACCUCGACUCGCGCGAGCAUAUAGAGCGUUUCGUGCUUCCCUCCCGCCGGAUACCUACGAACCCAAGAUCGUCGUUCCUCCCGAAGUGGACUUUUCGUUUGUAUGUGACAGUCUCACCUCGAAGCGCCUAGUAGCGACGAAGGAAGAGGUUGCGGCUUUACAUGCCCGCUUCGAAGCAGAGCUUGCCAGGCAGGCGGCGAAGGCAGCUGAGGCUGCAAAACAGGCCGCUGCUGCGCUAAAUGGACCGCUGGCCAAACGUAGUGAUCGCUCGAAAGGUCGGGGUGCCCGUGGCGCAGACGGACAGUCUGCAAACCUCGAGCAGUCCCUGCUAAACGGAAAGACAGGUACUGGCAAGAAGAAGCGAUCCGCACUCGCGAACGCGUCGAACCCUCACCACCUGCGCAACUAUGUCCCUUCCCGCCUCCCGAACUCGGGUCAAGUGAACACUGCACAGAAUGCGCAGAACACGCAGAACCUGCUUAGUCCUCUGCCGAUCCGACUCCUGUCUGCCGACCUGCCUCCCCGCCGUCGAAAGAAGAACGAGCGCCCCAUCGUGCCGGUCGCGACGCUCACGAACCCAGCGGACGAGUGGAUCUGUCCGUUCUGCGAGUACAGUCUCUUUUACGGGGACGAGUUGGGCUACCAGCGGGCCAUUCGCAACCGGAAGAAGAUACUCCGGCGCCGUCGCCGGGCUCGCGAGCGCGCUGCUGCUGCGGCCAGUGGUACGAGCGCUGCGAAGGCGUCGGAGAAGGACGCGCCGCCGGCUGACGAUGCAUACGCUGGGUACGAGAUGCCGGCGUACGAGGGUAGCGCGGCGGCUGCGUCGGGCAAGCAGGGGCGGUGGAAGGACGAGCGGGACCGAGGGGGGCAUGUCCACGACAGUGCAGGACACGGUGCGCUUGGAUAG
Molecule: messenger RNA, 1707 nt
Organism: Rhodofomes roseus
Lineage: Eukaryota; Fungi; Basidiomycota; Agaricomycetes; Polyporales; Fomitopsidaceae
Exons: 2
Coding region: 1-1707 (568 amino acids)
Source: RefSeq, a predicted model, not a curated record